CGAGUAAGUGCGCAUGUUCAUACAGAUAAUGCAAGACGAAGGUACCACUGUACCUAAAGCGGCAGUACGCUGUAACAUUCCACGACAAAGUGCUUACAGGCUGCUCAAUUAUUUCAACGAUAGCAAAGGUAGCGUAUUGCUAUGCUUUGCUCCGAAAGCCAAAAACAGAGAUACGAAACAGAAGUAUACUCUAAUUUUGAUCCGAUAAAAAAAAAAGGAAGUCACUCACUUACAACAAAUCGACCUUGGAAUCCCAGGUGACAGGGAUUGUUGCGCUUCGCAACUCAACAACUUUCCACUUGUUAGCAUUAAAUAGGCUUGUCUUCGUCAACGUGAUCUUAUCACAAAUACAAUGGACACCAAAGACAGCUAAAUUGGCAAUUGUCGAGAUUGAUGCAUUUUGGUACUGCAAAGAGUUUGUCAACCAGCUUUAAAGUAUUACCAAGCGAAUGUCUAAAAAAUUUACUAGAAUAUGGCCCAUAUGACUCCGUAAUUAUUAGUUUUGCUCGGGCAACUUACUAUGUAAGUUAAGGAGACUCCAUAGGUGUGUUGUGAAAAAAAGAUCUUCCGUCUCCAUGACAACAAAAUUGUGAUAUUCUUACAGUUUAAAAACCAAUAAUCGCCUAAUCAGAUUUUAAGAGAAGGAGUUCAUUUAAG
This is a messenger RNA of Mucor mucedo, 657 nucleotides long. RefSeq lists its product as uncharacterized. The coding region runs from base 14 to 208 and encodes 64 amino acids. The record is from RefSeq and is a predicted model, not a curated record. The transcript has a single exon. Lineage: Eukaryota; Fungi; Mucoromycota; Mucoromycetes; Mucorales; Mucoraceae.